AAACGGCGUUUUGCGUUUUGCGUUUCACUCCGGUCUCCCGAUUAGCUCGAUUCGGAGAGAGAGAGAGCUAGAGAUUGAAGCUGCUCGAACAUGGUGAGAUUAAGCAGAGUGAUGCUUAAAGAGGCUGGAAAUGCAAUCGACAAGACUCUGUCGGAGAUUCUCGUGUGCCCUCUCUCCAAGCAACCUUUGAGGUUCGGUUCGGUUCGGGUCUGCGAGAAGACGAAGUCACUUGUCAGCGACACGAUCGGUGUCUCAUUUCCUAUAAAAGAUGGGAUUCCAUGCUUGGUUCCAAAGGAUGGAAAAAUACUUGAGGAGGAUGGUGAUGCAUCCAAAGCUUCUUGAUUUUUUGCUUUUAUCACCCUCCCAGAAAAUAAAAGUGAUCAGAAUGAAAGUAGCAACUUGUUGCACCGUAUUUGCAGCCAGAGAGGCUUCUUAAUGGUUCCUUCUUUCCUAUGUACAAGUUCUAAGUAGCAGUUUUAAAGUUUCAAGUUUUCUAGUGAGAGAUCGUUGAUUGUAAGCAAUUGGAAGUUAAUGGUGAUAUAGUUUCAGGUGAAUGUACCCCCACCUUUUCUUGUUAAGUUUCUUCAAGUCUAGGAUUCUCAUUGUCUGGAAUGGAACUAAAAGAAAAUCAUGAUUUAAAGUAUUUGAUGCCUA
Brassica oleracea var. oleracea is the source of this 654-nucleotide messenger RNA. Its product is annotated as UPF0434 protein BRADO0313. NCBI's taxonomy places the organism in Eukaryota, Viridiplantae, Streptophyta, Magnoliopsida, Brassicales, Brassicaceae. The transcript has 3 exons. Bases 91 to 342 code for a protein of 83 amino acids. The record is from RefSeq and is a predicted model, not a curated record.